Messenger RNA from Falco peregrinus (peregrine falcon), 1873 nucleotides. RefSeq names its product polyamine modulated factor 1 (gene PMF1). NCBI's taxonomy places the organism in Eukaryota, Metazoa, Chordata, Aves, Falconiformes, Falconidae. The coding region runs from base 27 to 623 and encodes 198 amino acids. The record is from RefSeq and is a predicted model, not a curated record. The transcript has 5 exons. Gene Ontology annotation, cellular component: MIS12/MIND type complex. Gene Ontology annotation, biological process: chromosome segregation.
CGGCGGGGCUGGGCGAGCGGUUGGAGAUGGCGGCGGCGCGCAGCGGCGCUGAGGAGGAGGAGGCGGCGGCGGGGGACCCUGAUGGCGGCCCCGAACAGCCGGGCCGGGCUCAGGUGUUCGGAGCCGUGGUGGACACCUUCCUGGAGAAGCUGGUGGCGGCCGGGAGCUACCAGAGGUUUGCCAAGUGCUACCGCUGCUUCUACCAGCUGCAGCCCCAGGUGACCCAGAGCAUCUACGAUCAGUUCAUCGCCCAGCUGCAGGCCUCUGUCAAGGAGGAGAUCCAGGAGGUAAAGAACGAAGGGAAUCUCGACGCGCUCUUUAAUUCCCUGGAUAAGAUCGUGGAGGAGGCAAAGAACAAGGAAGAGCCUGCAUGGCGUCCCAGCGGGAUCCCGGAAGAGGACAUUUGCAGCGUUGUGGUGCCGUACCUCCUUAAGCACAGGUUGUACUUGCAGAAAGUCCUAAAGGCGAAGGAGGAAGAGAACAGGAAGGUGGCAGAAUCUGUGCUUGCGGGGAGGGAUAGGAUUGCAGAGCUGCAGCAGCUGAUACAAGCUCGCAAACAUGCCUGGCAGGCAAUUAGUAAAGAGCAACGAGAACUCGUCAUGACGUUCAAGGAGCCCCAGUGAGGAGCCGGGGAGACUCUCCACGUUUCGCAGGAGGAUCCUCUCCGCAGCGCUGACGAAGCUGGAAGCGGGACUGUGCGUGGCGUAUACAAACCACACAAACUCCUGGUUGUCUCCCCGAGCCAGCAGACACUUGUGGGACUGGAAAGCUGCCGGACUUGCGCAAUUUGAUCCAAGUUUGUGAAGAAAUAAAAAUGGAAAUAGAUUUCAACUUCCUAUUCCCUGCUCAGCUCGACAGGGACAGAACCCCCCAGAUCUGACAGCCUGCACGCUCACCUGCUGCCUGAGGUGUGAUCCUGGCUUCCUGAAGCCAGUUUUGUGGCCGUGACGCUAUUCCAGACGAGCAUUAGAGAAAAAUGGGUGCCUGGCUGGAGCGAGGAGCCCCGCAGCCGUAGCCCACCGAGUGCUCCCGUGGCAUUUGCUGCAUCCGACUCCUGAGCUGCGUUUUUGUUCAGUGUCUUUAAACAAUUUUUUUUUUUUUUUUGGUCAGUUUUGUUCCAUAUCUUUAAACAAUUGUGACCCAUCAGAACAAACGAGUCGGCAGCUGCUUUAUCACGCCAAGUGCCUCGUUGCCUUUUAUUCUUUUUUUUUUUUUUUUCUCUUAGUUGUUUUCCACCCCCAGCAGUUCCACGCCGAGGGCGCUUCGCUGAGGACUGCAGUGCGAAGGAUCCGCGGGUGUGCCGUCCGCAGGGUGGAAUGGCCCUGCCUCAGCUCUGUGGGCUCCUGGCACAAGGGUUUCGUGUUUUCCCAUGAAAGCUCUGUAUUGACUCCUGGAACCAAACUGGGUUUGAUUUUACCUGGGUGGAGUUGUUCUUUAUGGAUUUUGCCUGCCAGGGAAGAGGGGCUGGCUGGGGCCGGCCUGGCAGGGCCCUGGUGGAGCCCUGCAAGCGACGCACGGCUUCAAAACGAAGAAGAGAUCGUUCCUCUGGGCUGGGCAGAUAGUGGGAGCCUUCCCCAGCUGCCAGGGCCCGAGUGCGGGUGUUUCACCAGAAACCAGAUCUGCCAAGGUCACCUGCCGCCCUCCUUGCCUGCCAGUACACGCCAUCCCGAGGAAGAGGCUGUGCCCCCUGUGCUGGGGCCGUCCAAAAUCUGGGAACAACGGUGGCAAUUUCCACCCAGCACCAGCCUCUGUUUUUGAUUAGAGGCAGCCAGAGCCUGUGAUUGACUGACUUAGGCAUAUUUUCCUUCUGUCGUAAACAAGCCUUCCCUCGCUGCAUUAUAAUCUAAAUAAAUCGGAGCUGUUGUUCCCCUGC